This is a messenger RNA of Ochotona curzoniae (black-lipped pika), 1380 nucleotides long. Its product is annotated as probable small intestine urate exporter. Lineage: Eukaryota; Metazoa; Chordata; Mammalia; Lagomorpha; Ochotonidae. The coding region runs from base 64 to 1380 and encodes 438 amino acids. The transcript has 10 exons. The record is from RefSeq and is a predicted model, not a curated record. Gene Ontology annotation, biological process: transmembrane transport; monoatomic anion transport. Gene Ontology annotation, molecular function: transmembrane transporter activity.
UCAGUCCGACAUGGACUGGCCUUCAUCUUGCAUAUCUGUAACUUCUCAAUAUACACCCAACAAAUGAAUCUGAGCAUUGCCAUCACUGCCAUGGUGAACCACACAGCCCUGCAGGGCCAGCCCAAUGUCACCAUCAACUCCCAGGACGACUGGAACGCAACGCGGGAGGAAUCCCAGGCCAUAGCCCCAGAAUACGACUGGAACCCUGAAACCCAGGGCGUCAUCCUCAGCUCCCUCAACUACGGCUCAUUCGUGGCUCCACUUCCCAGUGGCUACGUGGCUGGAGUGUUUGGAGCCAAGUAUGUGGUUGGUGCUGGCUUGCUUAUUUCUUCAGUCCUGACCCUCCUCAUCCCAUUGUCAGCUGAUGCUGGAGUGGCUGCACUCAUUGUCGUCCGCGUCAUUCAAGGCAUAGCCCAGGUCACGGUUUUGACAGGUCAGUAUUCCAUUUGGGUCAAAUGGGCUCCCCCGCUGGAAAGGAGUCAGCUCAUCAGCAUUGCUGCAUCAGGGGGGAUGCUGGGAUCCUUCCUGGUAUUCAUCGUGGGCGGUCUCAUUUGCCAGACCAUUGGAUGGCCUUAUGUCUUCUACAUCUUUGGUGGAAUUGGCUGUGCCUGUUGUCUUCUGUGGUUUCCUCUUGCUUACAAUGACCCUGAGAGGCACCCCUUUAUCAGUGCUGAUGAGAAGAGACACAUCGCAGCAUCACUGGCUCAGCAGGAUCGCUUGCCAGACUGGUCUCUUCCCAUUAAAGCUAUGAUCACGUCUCUGCCACUGUGGGCCAUAUUACUGUUUCAUUUCUGUGAAUACUGGACCUUGCAAAUAGUGAUGACAUACAUGCCAACAUACAUCAGUUCUAUGCUUCAAACCAACGUCAGAGAUAGUGGGAUCCUGUCGGCACUGCCGUUUGUUGCUGGCUGGAUCUGCAUCAUCCUGGGAGGUCUCUUGGCAGAUUUUCUCCUCUCCAGAAAAAUCCUCAGACUCAUCACCAUCAGGAAGCUCUUCACUGCUAUAGGGGUCCUCGGCUCAUCGGCCGUCCUUGUGUCUCUGCACUGGGUCAGAUCCAGCCAAGGAGCCACCAUGGUCUUCUUGGUCCUGUCUGCUGUCUUCAGCAGCUUCAGCCAAUCAGGAGCCCUAGUGAACUUCGUGGACAUCGCUCCUCGGUACACCAGCUUCCUCAAGGGGCUGUUUCAAAUGUGUGUGAACAUAGCUGGAGCCAUCUCUCCCAGCGUCUCUGGAGUCUUGCUCAGUCAGGAUCCAGAACUGGGUUGGAGAAAUGUUUUCUUCAUUACAGCUGCCAUUAACAUAACCGGCCUGAUCAUCUACCUUAUCUUUGGCCAAGCACACGAGCAGGACUGGGCUAAAGAAGAGACACUCACUCACUUCUGA